GGGUGUGUACACAUAAAUAUUAUUUAUAUUAAAUAUUAUUUUAAAGCUACUUAGAUGCCACCAAAGGCUAUAUUGACAUGUGGGCGCCAACGACACGCUCCGCCACCGUUGGCCAGGCAUCCCAAGCGCACAUGUCUCCUCUAGCGAUAUAGCUCAUUGCUCCAUCCAUUGCAGCAGCUUCAGUGGAUGAAGAUCUGACCCUGCUAUAUGGCCCUUAUCUAUGACUGACAGGAAUCCAACACAUCUGGUUUCCAGAGGAGGAAUUGAGGUGCCAUCCACAUUUGUUUUCCCAGGAAUGACAAUGAUGGAGGAAGCUGCCAUCAACAGUACUUCAAAAAACAUUAUUUAGUGGAGAAGAGGUCAAAAGAACGUGGUUGGUGUACUCGGGGGAGGAAAAUUAAUAGGCUUUUGUGUUUUUUCUGCAAACUGUUUUCCAAACAGAAACUUAGUUAAACAAACAAACCCUGGAUUUAAUGACUGGAAGCAUGCCAGUUAUUUGACCACCUCACAUGACAACAGCCCAGAUUAUAUCCACUGCAUGAAAACCUGAGAAUUAGCUGUAAGGAUAAAAAAGCUGAAGCUUAUCAAAAUGUUCCUAAGAUCAUCCAUGACUCAAGAUUGGUAGUUACAAGCAUAAACCACACCAUAGCUGAGAAACCAACAUAUGAGGAUUUGAUUGAUGACUUUGCUGCAUUAACGGGCACAUUUUUAGUUUCUAUUAAGAGAAGCAGAAGUUCCUAGUGUGUAAGCCAUGAGAAUUUUCAAUUCAAUUCAGUUUUAUUUAUAUAGCCCAAUUUACAACAACAGUCAUCUCAAUGGGCUUCAAGCUUUAAGUUGUACUAGUUGUAUAUGUUUUUUUAAUCUUAUAAUGGAGGUCAUUUGAAACCUCAAGCAAACAUGAGUGUUGUUAUCCUUGUAAGACUUGUUGUUCCGUUUAGUAUGUGUUUCAUAACAGUCCUAAGAUGUAGGAAUUUACAAGCCUCUAGUUUCAUUUUUAAUUGUUACAUUUGUGAACAAUAAAGGAAACCAUAAAAAUCAAUUGUACAUUUCUGGGCUGUAAUUGGGGGGUACAGAGAGGCGCUACUGGUCUGGCUCGCCCAUGUCGUAAUUUGUGCCAGAACCACCACUGGCCCGGGAAUUUUAAAUAGGCCCGGCGCUCGAAGGCAAAGACCAGAACCAGCAUCACAGGGACACGGACCCCACCAGGCUAAAACGUGAUGUGAUCCCCAGUUCAUGGCGUAGAGUCAGGGCUCCCUCUCCAAGGAAGACAGCACCCAAGUGACAUCGCCACCAGGGAUGGGAUAGGGCAUAGAAGAUCAGAGGGUCCACCUUCCUUGUAUAAUGUAGGUGUGUGUGAGUGCGGUAUAAAUUCAAUGAAUUUAAGACUACUUAAAUUAUUAGAAAGUAUAGCAAAUUGUAGGAAAAAAUAGCGAAAAUUAGUAAACAUUACAGCGAAUUUGAAAAAGUUGAUCACACCCACAAUGUGAGCGUCCAGCAGGUCAGCCACGGACUUCGCUGCUUUCUGUAAAAUAUCCUUGAGAUUGACUCACAAACAAACAAAAACAACAACAACAGUUUACUGGUCAAUAUUUAAAACUUCCCCAAUGUCUGUACCCUGUUUGUAGUUUUUUGUAUUUAUAUUCCCAAAAUCAUUAGAUUAAAAUCACAGAAAAGAUUUAUGCGAAGAUCACCUGGUUUUUCUUGUUUUUUUAAUACACGAAAAAAUUGCUGUUGUUUUUUUUUUCCGGUUGUUUUUUUUAUUUUUUUAUUGAAAGCAAUUGGCUUUUGUAGUUAUGGAAUAAGUGUAGCUUUUGAAGAUGCAAUGAAUGCUUUGUGUUUGCUUGUCUCUGUGGUGCUUUCAUAAAAGGAACAAAUAAAGAAACGAAUUCUAAUCACUUUGUGUAAAUAGAAUGACUGUGACGGCUCUAACAUUCCUUCAGCAGCCUUCCAGCGUUCUUCCCUCUGUAAUAUUUCAUAAGUUACGGACCCGUCCUGUCUGUUCCAUUUGUAAUUGGGCGGGGUCAAAUGAACAGACCAAUCAGGCGGGACCUAUACCGUUACCCUGGAAACAGCAUACAGGGCCGCGAGGCGGUGGGAGGCAUCGGUGGGAAGCGAGAGGGGCCAAGUGGCCCAGUCUGCUGGCUGAGACGCUGCUGUCGGUUAUUCCGCGUUAAAAAUUUAACGCUUGCUGCCUUCGGAAACGCCCCGCUCUUACUGUUGACAUGGCGGCUGCGGUGUCCGGCUAGGCGCCCCUCUAGCAGCUUAGCUCAUCAAGCUAAUCAGACCCGCGCGCGCUCGGUUUGGCAUACAGCAGAUACCGGCGGUUCUCGUCCACAACCGGCAUGGAGGUUAGCUGACGUCCGGCCUGGCUUGGGACGGCCUAGUCGACGGUGCUCUGCUCCCUGGCUCGCUGUCCCGGGACAACCCGUGCGAAGGCUCCAUCCCAGAGUCCGGAGAUGAGACGAGAAGCGUCCUGAAUCACGGAAACACGCGCCAACCAACCAGGAUGGAUGUGUGCGGCAGAAAUCCAAACCGCACAGCCCCUGUCAAUGAGGACACUCCACGCCGAGCUGAUGUUCCUCUUUGUUCCCGGACCAAUGGAUGGAGCUGGCCUCCACAUCCCUUCCAGCUGCUGGCCUGGCUGCUCUACCUGUACUUUGCCAUCACAGGCUUUGGUGUGUUCGUACCACUGUUGCCCUCACACUGGAUUCCUGCAGGCUACAUUUGUACCGGCAUCGUGUUUGCAGCCCACCUGUGUGUCCAUGUCAUGGCGGUGUCUGUCGACCCAGCUGACUACAAUGUGAGGAUGAAGAGCAGCCGAGGUCCGCUCCCUGCGUUUGACCGCUCCAAGCAUGCGCACGUCAUUGAGAACUGUCAUUGCUACCUCUGCCAGGUCGACGUGGGUCCAAAGUCAAAGCACUGCAGUUCUUGUAACAAGUGUGUGGCAAAUUUUGACCAUCACUGUCGCUGGCUUAACAACUGUGUGGGCAGCAGGAACUACAGGUUGUUUCUCCACAGCGUGGUCUCAGCUCUGUUAGGAGUUUGCCUUGUGCUGGUUUUUGCCUCAUACGUCUUUAUUGAGUUCUUUCUGGAUCCAUCCAAACUCCGAACAGACAAGCACUUCCUAGUGAGAAAUGAGACGGGUGUGUGGUUCGUCUUCCUGCCCGUGGCGCCCCUCAGGUCAGCAGCGGCAGUCAUUCCCGGCCUGGCGGCUGUUACGGUGUCACUGGCUCUGCUGUCCUUGGUGCUGCUCUGCCACCUCCUCUUCUUCCACAUCUACUUAAUGUGGAACAGACUUAGUACCUAUGAGUACAUUGUACGACAGCGCCACCGCCUGGAUAGCAGAGACUGCUCAAGGAAGCCGGCAACAGUGAAUGAAAAUACAGCUCCACCAGUCCUCAAGGAUGUGGACUACUCUGGUACUCUGGGUUACACCAACACUCAGCUGGACUUUGAGGAGCCCAUGGUCCUGGCAGUGCAGGGAGGCGCAGAGUUAUUACCCAACGGUAGAAUGCGGUGCAUGUCCAGCCCUGUGAUGGAGGAAGAGGUUCCGCCUCCUGUCUCUACAGAAGGGAAAAUAGCUGCACACACGCGCCAAAAUGCACGGCAGAAGAAGAAGAAGAGGGAGUGUCAAAUCCCAACAGAGGCCUCCAGGGAGCGCUGCCUGACGACUGUGCAGCUUCCAGAGUCCAGCAGUGGGUCCACCUCAUCUCAGGCUCAGCGUCUUCCUUUUCCAGCAUUCCCCCUGAGGGCCCCCCAUUCUCUGGCCCACACUCCAGGCUCUGUCCAGGCUGCUGCCCCUCCUGCUGAAUACCAUUCAGACUCUGCCGAGUCUCUGGAGGAGAUUCCUGUGGUCCUGGCCAAGCUAGGCUCCUCCUCCUCUGCUGCUGGAGACGCCUCCACAUCAUCACACCAGCCUGUUCCAGUGGUCCUGCUCCCUUCCCCCCACCCCAGGACCAAAAAGAGGGCUUUUUCCUCCCGACCAAAUCGGAGCUCAGCAGAGCUGAGGUUUCAGAUGGUCUCUACGCGGCCUCCCUCUGUGUUUGUCAGUCAGGCAAGUGGGAACCCAGCUGAUCCUCAGGGAGAGGAGCUUCAACCAACCAGGAGACAGAGUAGCUCCAGACUCCUCCCCAGAUCCCGGACGUCUCAGAGCUCAGCUUUGUGGACAGAGCAACCUUAGCGUUAAUAUACUCUUCUUAAAUCAACAAUCACCUGCACUGAGCCGUUCAGAUAGCCUAACACCUUUUUUUAUAGUCUCUGACUCACCUUUGGAAUUUUACAGCCUAAGUGAGUCUGACAGAGUAAACUGUGUGCAUGUUUGUGAAUCUCCUA
Messenger RNA from Oryzias latipes (Japanese medaka), 4332 nucleotides. Lineage: Eukaryota; Metazoa; Chordata; Actinopteri; Beloniformes; Adrianichthyidae. The record is from RefSeq and is a predicted model, not a curated record.